Molecule: messenger RNA, 2001 nt
Organism: Acomys russatus (golden spiny mouse)
Lineage: Eukaryota; Metazoa; Chordata; Mammalia; Rodentia; Muridae
Gene: Capn2
Product: calpain 2
Exons: 18
Coding region: 1-1986 (661 amino acids)
Biological process (GO): proteolysis
Cellular component (GO): cytoplasm
Molecular function (GO): calcium ion binding; calcium-dependent cysteine-type endopeptidase activity
Source: RefSeq, a predicted model, not a curated record
AUGCGCCUGAGGCUCAGAGAGCCUCAGCUCUUUGUCCUUGUGUCUGUCCAGUCCCUACUGCAUCCACAUCCCAGACGUGAGCUCUGCUCCUACUCCAGGGACCCUCCCACCCAGCUGCAGGAACAAGACUUAGCAUCCUCCAGGAACGAAGACCUGACCAGAACUCUUGGCUUUGUGUUCUCAGGGGAUUGCUGGCUGCUAGCUGCCAUCGCCUCCCUCACCUUGAAUGAAGAAGUCCUGGCUCGGGUUGUGCCUCUAGAUCAGAGCUUCCAGGAAAACUACGCAGGCAUCUUCCAUUUCCAGUUCUGGCAAUAUGGCGAAUGGGUGGAGGUGGUGGUGGACGACAGGCUGCCCACUAAGGACGGGGAGCUGCUCUUUGUGCACUCAGCGGAGGGGAGCGAGUUCUGGAGUGCCCUGUUGGAGAAGGCCUAUGCCAAGAUCAACGGAUGCUAUGAGGCACUCUCAGGGGGAGCCACCACCGAGGGCUUUGAGGACUUCACAGGAGGCAUUGCCGAGUGGUACGAGCUAAGGAAGCCUCCUCCCAACUUGUUCAAGAUCAUCCAGAAGGCUCUACAGAAAGGCUCUCUGCUUGGCUGCUCCAUCGACAUCACCAGCGCUGCAGAUUCCGAGGCUGUUACGUACCAGAAGUUGGUGAAAGGACAUGCAUACUCUGUCACUGGAGCCGAGGAGGUUGAAAGCUCAGGAACCCUGCAGAAAUUGAUCCGAAUCCGGAAUCCCUGGGGACAAGUGGAGUGGACCGGGAAGUGGAAUGACAACUGCCCCAGCUGGAACACAGUUGACCCAGAAGUGAGGGCGAAUCUAACAGAACGGCAGGAGGACGGUGAAUUCUGGAUGUCCUUCAGUGACUUCCUGAGGCACUAUUCUCGCCUGGAGAUCUGCAACCUGACCCCCGACACCCUCACCUGCGACUCCUACAAGAAGUGGAAACUCACCAAGAUGGAUGGGAACUGGCGGCGAGGCUCCACUGCAGGGGGCUGCAGGAACUACCCAAAUACCUUCUGGAUGAACCCCCAGUACCUAAUCAAGCUGGAGGAAGAAGACGAAGAUGAUGAGGAUGGGGAGAGAGGCUGCACCUUCCUGGUGGGCCUCAUCCAGAAGCACCGGCGACGGCAGAGGAAGAUGGGCGAGGACAUGCACACCAUCGGCUUCGGCAUCUACGAGGUUCCAGAAGAGUUCACAGGGCAGACCAACAUCCACCUUGGCAAGAACUUUUUCCUCACAACCCGAGCCAGGGAGCGGUCAGACACCUUCAUCAACCUGCGAGAGGUACUCAACCGCUUCAAGCUGCCCCCGGGAGAAUACGUCCUUGUUCCCUCCACCUUCGAGCCCCACAAGGAUGGUGACUUUUGCGUCCGUGUCUUCUCUGAGAAGAAGGCUGACUACCAAGCUGUUGAUGAUGAAAUCGAAGCCAACAUUGAAGAGAUUGAAGCCAAUGAGGAGGACAUUGAAGAUGGGUUCAGAAGGCUGUUUGCUCAGCUGGCAGGGGAGGAUGCAGAGAUCUCUGCCUUUGAGCUGCAGACCAUCUUGAGAAGAGUUCUGGCCAAGCGCCAAGAUAUCAAGUCAGAUGGCUUCAGCAUCGAGACCUGUAAAAUCAUGGUGGACAUGCUAGAUGAAGAUGGGAGUGGCAAGCUGGGACUGAAGGAGUUCUACAUCCUCUGGACGAAGAUUCAGAAAUACCAAAAAAUUUACCGGGAAAUCGACGUUGACAGGUCUGGAACCAUGAAUUCCUACGAGAUGCGGAAAGCCCUGGAAGAAGCAGGUUUCAAGCUGCCCUGUCAACUCCACCAAGUCAUCGUUGCCCGGUUUGCAGAUGAUGAACUCAUCAUCGAUUUUGACAACUUUGUCCGCUGUUUGGUUCGGCUGGAAACACUAUUCAGUACGUGGCUCUUCCCAUUCCAUUCACCAGGAGUUAAGGCCUCUCUCAGUGGUUCUCAACCUGUGGGUCGCGACCCCUUUGGGACUUGAACUACCCUUCCACAG